AUGGCUUUCAUUAACCCGAAACGAAUGGGCACUUACACAUUGACACCAGCGGGAACUUCUAUUGCAACGGAUGAUUCAAAUGUUGGGCAACAGAUGCUUAGAAAAAUGGGUUGGUCUCCACAGUCUGGCCUCGGGAAGAAUGGCAAUGGUGCUGUAGAGCCCGUCAAGGCUUCAUGCAAUUAUGGUAGAAAGGGGUUAGGUAAAGUUCCCACUCAGUUCUCCACUGGCAUGGUUCAGCAAUCAGUCUUUAACACUAUCCUUCAAUCUCUCACUAAACACAAAUCCUCUGUUGGACCUGGGAAGAAAACCAAAUUGGAGGAUAAAUCUAAACAAAGCCAGUCACGAGUUCAUUAUGGGAAGUUUGUUCGAGCAAAGGACGUUUCCCAGUAUUCACAGAAAUCGCUUAAGAUCAUUCUAGGUGGACCAGUUGGUAGAACGCAAAACUCUCCAGAACACGGCAUCGCUCCCUCACCCCCAGAGAAUAACUGGCCGAGAGAUGCAUCGAUUAAGCAGGAAUUUGGUGUUAAGACGUACUCCAGCUCCACUGAUAUGGCUAGUUACUUUUCUUUGAAGAGAAGAGCCGUAAAGUCAGACACUGAGGGGUUGGAAGCGAGAAAGCGUGCACGUCUUACGCCUCCGAAUGACGAAGACAAAGAGGGGAAACCGACUUUUGAGGAUCAAAUAGAAGCUACAGAGGGGCACACUCGACGUAAGAUGACCCGACUUUGUUUAACAUUAUUUUCCCUAGAGCAAAGCACUGCCUUCUCAUCUUCAAAUGUGCACUCUCUCUCCGGUUACCCCUUCUACUAA
Molecule: messenger RNA, 810 nt
Organism: Hydatigera taeniaeformis
Lineage: Eukaryota; Metazoa; Platyhelminthes; Cestoda; Cyclophyllidea; Taeniidae
Source: the annotation of a GenBank genome assembly